Messenger RNA from Ochlerotatus camptorhynchus, 12250 nucleotides. RefSeq names its product CRK like proto-oncogene, adaptor protein (gene ckn). The record is from RefSeq and is a predicted model, not a curated record. The transcript has 3 exons. Bases 1746 to 3995 code for a protein of 749 amino acids. Gene Ontology annotation, cellular component: focal adhesion; axon. NCBI's taxonomy places the organism in Eukaryota, Metazoa, Arthropoda, Insecta, Diptera, Culicidae. Gene Ontology annotation, biological process: axonogenesis; cell surface receptor protein tyrosine phosphatase signaling pathway. Gene Ontology annotation, molecular function: protein phosphatase binding; signaling adaptor activity.
CGGACGGAGCCAGGAGUCGUCAGGUCGUAGGAAGGAAAAAAGAAAAGUCGUAUUUUCGGUCCGAUCACCGAGCUGGCUGGUCGCGCGCGGUUCGUGCGUUCGUGUGAUUUUCUUUCCCGUUUUUCCCAUUCUUUUGCUUCAUUUCGCUACCCAUCGUCGUCACAACAGGCACUGGCGGAUCCAGUAGGAAUUUCUGGAUAAAAAGAAUGGUGAAGUUGUUCAGUGCGAGAUAACGGAGCAAUUAUUUCUCAGUGGAGAAGAACCAGAAACGAUUAGUUUUGGGGCGCAGAAAUCGCCCCAUUUUGAGGUCAAAAGUGCAGUCAGAAGGCAGUGUAAUCGAAGAAGAAGCAGAGGAGAAGGAGGAAGAGGAAACCCAUUACGAAGCAGACAGUAGAGUAGAAAAUCUGUAGGCGCUCUAUCGCCAGACGUAAAAACUCCAUUUUUCCCGUGUAUUUAGUUCUUCCUCUUUCACGCUCGCACAAACGGGCAUAGGCGAGUAAGCAGUCCAGAGGAGCGCAGAGUUCUCCUGUUUGAGAGGCGCUUGUUUGUCCAAAAAAAAAGGAAAAGAAAAAAGAAACUACGGCGACGACGAGUACUACAGUCAGUACACACUGCUACUACGACGACGUAGGCGAAGACGGCGACAGACGGCCGUGUAGUCAGUGGCAGCAGCAGCAGCAGCAAAAGUCGUUCGUCGGAGAGAAAGAGAGCCAGCUUUUCCAGAAGUGAAAUGGAGCAGUAGCUGUAGCAGGAAAAGUGUCUUCCAAGUUCCAAGAUUUUAAUUGAGCCCAAUUGGCCGCUAGAGAUCCAGUGUGUGCGCGAGUGCGGAGAAAUUGAUAAUUUGCAUUCGAGGACGACGGAGGAGCACGGCUCGGGCAAUUUAUUGCUGAUCGAAGAAUCGAAUGCACGUAUACACGCAAAGGCUUGCAGCAGCAGUUGAGUCAGUCAGUGGCGACGACGACGACGUCGCCUUCGUCGGGCAUUAGAUCAGGAGGCGUUCGGCGAAGAGAAGAAGGAGAAGGAAAGCGGAACAAAAUGAAGCCAUAACACCUACGUUUGCAUUUGCCAUCUGCUCGGGAAAAAGGCAGAAAAGGGCCAGUUCCGGUGGGAAAGUGGCCUCGGGCGACAGUGCCAAGGCUAGUUCCGUCCCGAAAGCGUCCCGUGACGGGUCCAGCCCGGAGUGGACAGUGACGUUUGAAUCAUAAUAUUUACAUAACACUGUGUGGCGAGUUCGUAGUGCAAGAUAGCAAGCAAAGGUUGCUCUCGCAGUUCCAAUUAUUGUGUGUUGUUUUGUGUUUGUGUGUAUGAGUGCUGUUUUGUCCCAUUGAAACACACGGCAAGAAAGUGCAUGAGCAUCGAAUAAGAUCAAGUGGAAAACUAAUAAGAAAAUGUGCUAUUGGAAGCGAAGAUAAUCGACCACUGAAUGACAUACAAAUUUGUCGAGUUUUUUUUUUUUAGUGAGCGGAGAUUUGCGUCUUCGGUUGUCUUGGUGAAGGCAGAACCGUAAAAUUACGUGCACUGGAAAAGAGCGAGAGACGGCGAAGAAGAAAUCAGAGGAAUAGAGUGGAACUGCAGUGGUUGAAAGUAUUUCAUAUUUCCGAUAGUAGUAUUUUAUCGGGAAGUGUGACUCGUCGCCGUAUUCCAAUGUGGAUGAGCGGCAGGUGGAGCAGUUAUUUUCUUAGUUUCCGUUCGGUUUUUUCCUUUCAUUUGCAUACCAGUUCCGGCCGCAUGUGUCUGCUACUACAAUGCGAAAGCUAAGUGUCAACACGGGAGUAAUGUCAAGACAAUCCAAACAGGCACCUCAAGUGAAGAAGGUGAUGCCACCGGCUGUUCCGGACGCCUACGGAAGAACGACAACCGGUGCCGGAGCGGCGACACAUUUGCAGGUGGCAGCUUACGCAACAGCAGCGUCUGUUGCCGGUGGUAACUCAGUGGACGAUAACGGAGGUUUUAUCAUACAUCAGGAAACGCCCUCGUCGCUGAUGUUACGCUACGAUCAUACGGACUUUGCCGAUGAUCAAGGAAUUGAUCUCACGCAGUCGCCCGGUCGUGACAGUCCGAUCAGUCUGUCUGGAUCGGCUGGUUCCGGUUCGCGACAUUCGACGGCCAGUUUGGACUCGGGUCGAGCGUCUUCCUACCUAACGGGAGCAUCCACAUCUUCCAAUCGCAGUGCCGGUGGCUAUGGAACGCUCAAUUCUCCACGCUGCUCGGUCAGCUCGUGCUCGAUCGGCAGCGGUAAUCGGCUAAGCAAUCACUCCAAUCGCAGCGAUCACGACAUCAUUUCCGAAUGGCUGAUGGAAGUCCAUUUUCACGAGUAUACUUACCUAUUCCUGGAGGCGGGAUACGAUCUACCGACGAUAGCACGUAUGACUCCGGAAGAUCUGACGGCGAUCGGUAUCAAGCAACCGACCCAUCGAGAAAGACUGAAGCGACACAUUGAUGUGCUGAAACUACCUGAUACUUUGCCCAACUACGUUCCCGGUUCGAUCGAGGAAUGGCUGCGGUUGCUGAGACUGGAGGAAUACGUCCAGCCCCUGCUAGCCCAGGGUUACGAAACGGUUAACGAUGUCACGCAGCUGACGUGGGAAGAUCUAGAAGAUAUAGGAAUCGUAAAACUCGGCCAUCAAAAGAAGAUUCUACUCGCCAUUAAGCGCGUGAAAGAUAUCAUCAGUGGAAAGCUGGGCGUCCCUGCUUACGUAGGGACCGCCAUGCCACUGCCUCAACCAACGACGGCCGCCCUUCACUGUCAACCAAUGCGCGGCCCGCAGUUCGAUGAAUCCCUUGAGCCCAAACAGCUAACCUAUUCGACCUUCAUGCGGCAACCGGCCGUUCCGGGAACCGAUCCAUACUACUGUCAACAGCACCUUCCCCAGCCCCAGCAACAGAUCUCGUAUCCUCACGUUCACUUCGACGGUAACCAAGCAAUCUACCGUCGCAGUUCGUACGACGACAGUGACAUCACUCCAACGAACGAGAUGUCAUCGUUGAUGAGCGGCGAACAUCACGGGACGACGACGACAACCGCCGUCAACCAUCAGCAAUACUACCAGGGUGGCGGCACGCUGCCUCGACAGCACCAACGCAACAGCUACGGUGUUCGAUUAACCCUCUGUCAAAACCCGACCAGCACCACCCAACGACAACGACCGAUAGCGAAAAUUGUAGCAAAUAAUCUCAAACUGGCACCCACUUCGGAUGGUGGACCAGCUCCCCCCUACCCGAAUCCCAUCUCCAUCGGCCACAUCGAAAACGUCGAAAUGGCCACCGCCGCCCUAGACGCCAUGCAUUUCUCCAAUUACACGUCCUUCAACCACCAUCCGCUGAAAUACAACCCCACACCCCCUAGCCAACAACCUCAACCUAUCUACCACAAUCAAAUCAUCCUCCAACAACAACAACAGCAGCAACAGCAGCAACAACAACAACAACAACAACAACAACAGCAGCAGCAGCAGCAACAACAACAACAGCAACAAUUCUACUCCAACUACGCCGGCCAGACGCACCAAACGACCGUGGAGAUCCACAAAACCCAGCAUGACAACAAGAGCAACUCCAGCCUGGAGUCGAUCGAUCAGAUCCCCUUUGCGAACGAAAACGCCGGCACGAUCAAGCAGCGCUCGAUGAACCGGUGCGGCCCCGAUCAUCAUACCAUGCAGCACAUGCUGUCCCACUCGUCGUCAUCGACGUCGUCCUCGUCGUCGACGGGUUCGAUCACCACGACCCUGGCCGGUUGCAUCCAGCAGCUGUCGCCACCGCAGGCGGAUCCCCAAACUCCGUCGUCGUCGUCCAAUUGCUCAAAAACGGCCGGGAACAGCAACAACGGUAGUGUGAAGGGCUCGGCCAGCACGUCGCCGACGACGGUGGCCGCACAGGUUGGAGUCGUCGGGACCAACGUGCUGAACGACAUCGGCAACAUGCUGGCCAACCUGACGGACGAACUCGAUGCCAUGCUGGAGGAGGAGAACCGGGCCGGGAUUAGCGAUAUAGAGUAAAAUUUGUAAAUUCAAUGUCUACAAUCUUAAGCCAAGCUGAGUCAGACCGCGUUCGUACUGUGCCGCCAAGAGUCGUCGUGUGCAACCUGACAAACGGCACAUUUCACCCCGGAAAAAAAAUCACACAACAAUAGUCCCAGCACUGUCUUCAUCGUCGUCGUCGUCGUCAUCAGUGAUUCCGAUUGGAGGCACUAUCUUUCCUUUUAGCAGUGCUACAAUGGUUCGAGCAGUUGGUGAGCAACGAGAGUUGCGUUAGCUGAUGGGCUGAUAGUUGUUGCCAUUGGACCGGACAACGGGCAUAAGAAGAAUAGGUUCAUUUAGCAAAAUUGACCGAAGUUGGGGUUUAGAUUUUUUUUUUUUAAUUUUCAGCACCCUCCUCGGGAGCUCCUCAUGAGUUUGAAAACGAACAAAUCUACUUAAAAGCAACCGAAGGAAUCACCUCUUUCCCCGUCACAUUGGCGUUCGAGCCGUUCGAGCAAUAUAAUUGAGUUAUUCGGUAAACGCUGUCGGCUCUGUGUGCCUCACGGUUUGAGGUGAAACAUUCAAUCGGAUUAUGAGAGGCCAUGGCUGCCGGUUAGCAGCGGGAGGACUCGUUCGGUUCGAGAAACUAUAAUCAAGUUUUCAGACACUUUGAUUCGAACGGAAGUUUGCAAGCAUGAUAAUCGAUUGCGAAUAGCGCUGCCACCUGGUGGUGCGAGACCGUACACUGCUUCGGUUUGUUUACACUCUGCUGCCGAGAUGGUUUGGCAAAAGUCAUCAAAGAAGAAAGAGUGGUGCGAGCGUUUCUGUUUACAAAUCACGCAUUUCCAUUUCAAAAGAACACACAUCACAUCAGAAAGCCGCGCCUCUGAUGCUUUGUGCCGAAGGUGGAGCGUGGCACAAGUGUCAUUCGCUUGAUGAGAGUGGGGUGUCUCUUUUUUGUUGCUUUUGCUGUGCCGAAGGAGCACUACCAUCGUACCAAUUUAUGGGUGUCGUAAAUAAUAAACAGUAACGGCCAGGCACACGAACGGAGAGCAUCGGCUGCGCGAUUUUUGCGUGACAUUGUUGUUUGUUUUUUGUUCGAAUCGGUGUGGCGUGACCUCAUCGCGUCGCCCACCACUGACAGGUGAGAUGACGGUUGAUUACAAAUGUCAUCGCACCGGAAAACCGGAAAGGGUCGCUAUCGUCAUGCUUGCAGAUUUUCGGCCGAGGAGCUCGGGUGUUUAUUGCGAUAAUUUUUUGUUUUUUUUUAGGGAAGAGAACAUACACAAACGAACGAGGUGAGCGUGAUUUAUUUAUUUACUUAAACAAAGGAUAAUUUUAUAUUGCAUUUUUUAUACAACAAUUACACGAGAAGAAGAAACGGAUAGUUUUUUAGAACGAGUCGUCCUAUAAUUUUAAGAUGGUCUAUAUUUUAUUUUAGAAGAGAACCGAAGACGUUCGAAUGAACCACGAAUGAUAGCUAAAAGGGGGGAUCGAGAGGAAAGUAGUCCAGGAACUAAAAGUGCAUGACAUUUUAAAGAGCAUCGUAAAGCCGAGCGCAGUAAUUAUUUGACCGCAGACAUUCCUAUACUGAAAACGAACAGCAACAAAACAAGAAAUCGAAAAUCUUUCCAUAUUAUGAAACUAGAAACAGCAACAUUGAUAAAAAUAAAUCAACUAUUUGUACUAGAGAAGAAAAAGCAGAAAAAAAACCGUCGUAGUCGAAGACAAAAGCAGCGAGAGAAUCGAAUCAUCCAUAAACACCAGUUUAGUACCAGAUUUAUGAACCGAAGCAUUUCCAUAAACUAACCAAUAUUGAUAGAAAACAGAAAAAAAAAACUUACACGCAGAAGCUAAAAUGCAACAAUAACAAAAAAAAAAAUCAAUAUUUUUUUAGAAAAAGCCAUUUAAGUUUUCCUCGGCUCCGAUUAGAAGGAGUGGAAAACAGCAAACGCGCACCCAACAUUCUUUAUUUACAAACAAAUUCAUCAUUUUUCGACGGAAGAAGAGAACACGCGUGCUCCGGUCCGAAUGAUCCCGGAAUAGAAAAUCCAAGACGGCCGGGAGAUUUUUUAAUAGUUUUCAUUUGUUAUGAGCUGUUCAUGGCAUGCUGUGUGUGGCAGGGGCAGCAAGAAUCGGUAUAAAGUGCAACCAGAUGUAGAUUGGAAAUCCCAGAAAUAGACCCAACAGCAGCAGCAGCAGGUCAUCUUCCGUGUGUUGGCGUCGCAGUUUUUUUUCUUUCUCUCUCUGUCUCUAUUAAGAAGCAUGAAAGAUGUGGCUCAUUUGUUACGGUUAGAACACACGUGUUCGAGAAGUUUUAAAAGCAAAUUGGAACGAGCUGUUGAAAGCGGCUAUGGGCCAUAAAAAUCACACACGUUCCCGUCGUGUAUUCUCUGUAUGCUUUCGGUUUGUUUGGCAGCGGAUUGCAAGAUGUGGGAUUGGGAUAGAGCUCCUAGCUGUGUGUCGCCGUGAAGAAUCAAUCUCACCAAUAAAGGGGGAAAAUGGGGUUAAUCCGAAUGGAUUGAGCAAUCGCGACUUUGGGCGAUCCGCUUUCGGUAUAGGAGUUGAGGAGGGAAUUCUUUUUUUCUCCCGAAACAAGGUGCGAUUGGCGCAGUGUCAUAUGGUGGGAUUGAACGUAGGUGGGUUGUGAAAUUUUAAAGUUGGAAAUGGGAUUGGGAGUAAAACGAAGUUCUGAGGGGGAAGAAAAUUUAAUUACUUUAAGUGGGUUUAACUGUAUUUUACUCGAGAUGGAAGAUUGUCAAUGCCAAGGAAAUGCAUUCACCAAGGUGAAAGAUGAUAAACAUCCAGAGCAUUAUCGACAACUUGUUGUUAGCUCAAAAUUAAAAUUUGUCAAACAUUACUUCACACAAGAUAUUAAUACCAAGCCUCGAUUAAAGCAUCAUCAUACUAUUUGGCUCGCGAUGACAGUUCGUAACAGUUUGUGUUUGACUCGUUCUGACGGUCAUAUUUUCCAAGUCCUGGAUCUCCUUCCCAGGUUAAUGCCAUAUUUCGCGUAAAUGUUAGCGCAAUAUCGCGUAAUCAGCACUGUUAUAACAAGGCCAACAAUUGAAAAGGCCUCAACUCCAUUUUGUAAACAAACCUUGUAAGGAAAUUUUCUCCCGAACCGAAACCUACAUUCGCAAACCUAAAACACAAUCGGGGAGAGGAUAAUUUGGUUUGCGUUGGCGGACUUCGGUUUGCGAAAAAUGCCUUGUUUACAAAAUAAAGUUGAGGUUUUUUCAAUUGUUGGUCUUAAUAUAUAAGCAUCCAAACAAUUUCGAUAUUUAAAACAGCUACAAAACUAAACGAGGGGAGAUUUUACGCAAUGGUUAUUUCGAAAACUUUCUUCAUUAAGGUUGUUUUCCAUUUGGUGAAUUUUCACUUAAAUAUGACAGAUGGAAAAUUGCAUCAGACUUAUUUCUGACUGAUCAGGAAUCAAUUUUGACAAACAGCUUCCCGAAAAUCGGACAAUCAACAACAGAGGGAUUUUCGAACAUUAUAAUUUAUUUUCGAAGUGUCAAAUUUAGGUGAAAUUUUCCAAAUGGAACACAACCUUAAGCUCUGAACUAUUUGGGGGAUUCUUUAACUUUUAGUUAAAAUUUGACCGAUGGAAACUUAUCGAUUAACCCUGCUAUGGGUUAUUCAGGGCUGUUACAAGUUACAACAGGUGCGGAUUUCGUGAAUUUCGCGGAUUUGUCGCGGAUUUGAACCUUAAAAUCAAAAUUUCAAAGUUCGGCUCUGCUCCUUCUACGAGUUUUAAGGUGAGAAUUUCAAGAAAAUUCAGAGAGGCUUGACAAUUUUGGAGGAUUUCGCGAAAGAUUCAGAGAACUUCAAGGAGAAUGUUCAGUCGUCUUCCGGGAGCAAGCAUUUUAGAAAACUGGACUUCAAGUAGAAGCUCCGAUAUCUUGAUGUAAGAAGUUCAGAGAACUUCGGAAAAGUGUCCAGAGAAGUUCUUCAUUCAGAAAAAAGUUCAGGGAACUUGAAAAAAGUGUUUCAGAAGAAAUUUAAGAGAGAUUCACGAAGAAGCUCAGUGAGAACUCAAGAAGAAGAAGAAGUUCAGUGAGCAGUAGAAAAGUAUUCAGAGAUGUUCAGGGAGAAAUUUAGAGAACAUUAAGGAGUAGUUCAUGAAGAAGUUCGGAUAGCUUCAGGGAGAAGUUCAAUGAAAUUCAGGAAGAAGAUUAGAAAAAUGUUCAGAGUUCUCGGUUAUAAGUUCAGAAAACUUCUAGUAGAAGUUAAGAAAUCUUAAAGCAUAGUUACGGAAAACUUCAGGAAGAAGUUUUGCGAGAGUUAGAAAAACGAUCAGAAAUCUUCAGGGAGAAGUUCAGAGCUGUUCAGAUAUGAUUUCAGAGAACUUCAAGUAGAAGCUCAGCAGACAAGAAGUUCGAUGAGAUUCUCAAAAAUUCAAAGAUUUUUUUUCGAAGAUGUAAAGAGAAUUUGAACUUCAGGAACAACGUGCAGAGAUCUUAAGCAAGAAGUUCAAAGCGAAGUGAUCGGAAAUCUUCAAGAGAACUUCAGAGAUCUUCUAGCACCAUUUAUGAAAGCUUCAAGAAGCUCAGUUGACCUUAACUAGAGGUUUAAUGAGAUUCAGACAAAUUUUCACGGACUUUUGGAGGAAGUUUAGAGCAUCUCCAGUAGCAGCUCAAAGAACUUUAACGAGGAGCUACGAGAAAUUUAUAAAAAAUGUUCAGAGAACUUCUGGAAAGAGUUCAGAGACACUUAGCAUCAUGAUCAGAGAUCUUCAGGAAAAAGAUCGGAGAACGUCAAAUACAGAGAACUUCAAGUAGAAGUUCAGAGAGCUUGAAAGUAGAAGUUCAGAGAGCUUGCAAGUAGAAGUUCAGAGAACUUGCAAGUAGAAGUUUAGAGAACUUCAAGUAGAAUUUCAGGGAGCUCCGAACUGAUGAUCAUAAAUCUUCCGGGAGCUCCAGGAGAAUGUUCAGCAAACCUCAGGAAAGAUUUAAAGUAGAACAUCAGAGAACUUCAAGUAGUUGCUCAGAGGUGAUUCAUGGAAAAGUUCAGAGAACUUUGGAAAGAUGUUCAAUGAACUUCAAAUAGAAGUUAAGAGAACUGCAAGUAGCUGUUCAGGGAACGUCAAGUAGAAGUUCAGAAAUCUUCAAGUAGCAGUUCUGACAGCUCCGAAAAAAUGUUUAGAGAACUUCAGGAAAAUGAGGCCCGGUGGACUUCAAUCAAGUUGAAGUUCAGAGAACUUUGGAAAGUUGUUCUGAGAACUUUAGGGUGAAGUUCAGAAAGCUUCAGUAAAAUGUUCAGAUAUCUUCCAGUAGAAAUGGAAAGAUGUUUCGAUAACUUCAGGAAGAAGCUCAGAGAGCUGCAUGGAGAAGUAUGAAGGGUUUGUAAGAAGUUUAGAGAUAAAUGCAGAGAACUUUAGAGAGAGGCUUUCGUUUAGUUCUGAGCGUAGUUGCGAGAACUUCAAAGAGGAAUUCCGAGGGCUUCAGAAAUAUAUUUAAAUGGAAGCUUAGAGAACUACGCUUAUGUUCAGACAAGUUCAAAAAAAUGUUCAAAGAAUUUUGAAAACCUUCCUGGAGAAGUUCAAAUAACUCCAGAGAAAGGUUCAGAGCACUUCAGAUGUGAGUUCAGGUAAAUUAUGCCAAACGACUGUAUGUUAAACGGCUCAGCGUUCAUCAAUGUGCACAGUGAUGGAAAAGUUCGCAAAAAAUCACUAUGACUCGCGAACUUUUCCCUUGGAGAACUUCGUGAAAUAUCGCGAACUUUUCCAACACUGAAUGUGCAUCUGAAUUUUAUGGAAAUUUUGGUGUUGUACAAUUUUGUCAGACGAGUGUCCGUUAACUGCAACUUGUAUCAUGGACAUUUAGCUCGAAGAAAUCUCAGUUAACAGUCUUUCACUUUCCGUGCGUACUGUGAUUGUUUUUUAUGAAACUCGUCAAAACAUUCAAGGCUGUUGAAGUGAUCUAGCUUAAUGAUAAGUCAGUUUGUUCCGAGGGGAGCGACUCUAUCUAAGAUGCAGGAACAUUUUUGCUUUGCUGUUGUGGGAUGCGCACCCUCUUUUUCGAUAGUAGGGAAGUUGAUGAAGAUUUUGAAGAUUUCCUGCAAAAACGUGGGGAGCGAUGCAAGUUGAUGGAUUUAGAUGCAAGAGAUGAAACAAGAUUUUUCAUAGAUUGAUUCGCUAUCGUGAGAUUUUUUUAGAUUUAGAUGUGUUGCGCCCAACGGUUUGUUUCCACUAAUUCAUAACAUUCAAUAUAAGACUGCAUCUUGAUUAGCGAGUAUUUCACGAAAAUUCAGUGGAAAAUUCCAAGAAAAUUCUUAGAAAAGUUUAGAGGGAAUCUGAGGAAGUUCUUAGCAGAAUUUAAAGGGAAUUCAUAUGAGAGUUUCAAGGGAAUAUUGGAGAAUUCCGUGGAGAGUAAAGUUACAAAUAAAUUCAGAAGAUACUGGCACGGAUUAUCUGAAUAGAUAUUUAAGGAUUUUCUGGAAGUACUAAUAGGAAGUUCUGAGGAGGAUUCCGAGGGAAAUUUCAAGAAAAUUCCCAAGAAACCUAAUUCUUAACGCAAUUCUGAUGCGAAGUGUACCAAGCGACUUCUUAAGAAUUCACCAAGCUAUAUUUAAAGAGAAUUAUUGAGAGAAAUUGAAGCGAGUUUUUUUUUAAAGACUACUGAACAUUCGAAGGGAUCGAAUUCUAAUAGUUUUCUGUAGAGGCUUCUCAGAGAAAUUCAAAAAAAAAAAAAUUAAGAGUCGUUCAGGAAUGAGUACAUAGAGAUCAGUAGCACACUGUUCAAAUAAUAACCACAGGAAGAAUUUAAAGAACUUCAGAGGGAGGUUCUGCGAGGUUCCAAAAACUUUUCAGAGAAGUUCAGAGAGUUUUAGGAAAAAGUUAGGAGUAUUUCAGAGACCCUCAUGGAGAAUUUAAGAAAAUUUUAGCGAACUUUGGCAAAAGUUUAGAAAAAUUAAAGGUAAAGAUCUGAUAUUUUCUGGUAAAUUAGAGCUUCCGAGAAGUUCAUAGUAUAGUUCACUUUCGGGAGAUGCUGAGAGAGUUUCAAAUUCAAGUAUAACUUCACAGAGAUACUCAAGGAACUACAGAGAGAAGUUCUGAGAACCUCGGAGAACUUAAGAGGCAUUCAGAGAGAAGUUCCGAAAUGUUCAAACCGAUCAGUGUGGCAUCCACUUCUGGCAAUUUUAAAGAAUUUUUGAAAAAAGGUUCAGAGUAGUUCAGAAAGAAUUUCAGGGAAAAUGAGAAUAAUCAUUACAAUUGAUAUAAAUGAGUUGCUCAAAAGUUUCAGUUCUCAAUUCUCUUCCAGAGAUAAUUUUGAGCCGUACACUUCAAUGAUCGAUAUUCCGUAGAUUCUCGCUUUCCUGUCGAGCGAACAUAGUUCUAUUAAUAAACUUCAUCGUUCAGAUAAAACCAAACACAAAACUGGAAACUGUGAUGAAAAUCAAAACACCACACUCAGUCGUCACAAUAUUGUUCAUUCUGUAUACAAAAGAAAUGCAGAAGAACAGCGGAACUAGAGCCUGCUAAAAAUAGCUCCCCUUCGCCGCACACGCCGGGUCUGAUAUGAUUUACAUCACAUCUUUAUUGCCGCUGCCGUUGUUGUCCUUAGCAAAUGCACCGUGUAAUGAACGUCUGAUUUGAAAUCUACGUUUAAACACACACGCACGUUGAUUCUGAUACUGUCGCAGCAGCCAUCUCUACAACACUGUCAAAACACAUUGAAUCAAUCGAACCGAUCGCAGUAGGCGCAGAGUGCGCGCGUGUUCCAUUUUCCGCGAUAAAUGACUUAAAAACAACCGCUGCCUUGCCAAAAUCUCAAUUUGUUUAGAACUGACAGCCUAGCAUGAAUAACUAUACUACUCUAAUAGCUUUCAGUUUCCGUUCCGUUCCCGUUCCUGCCCACGUACAUAUUCAUAUAAGCAAUUCUUUCCGUACGAAGAGUAAUGAUGAAUGGUAGUGUAUUUCUGAAUGCAGGAGCGUUAGAGAGUUGAUGUAAUUUGUAGAAAACAAAAAAAAACAAUUGAAAACAAAUCAAAAGUGUGUAAUUAGUAAUUUACAUGGCGUAACGCAAGUGGAAUAACAAAACAUACAACGUGUAAGUAAACAAACAAACAAACAAACAAACAAACAAGCAUAAAACGUUCUAUAUAAAUGGUUUAAACGUUUUCUUAGCAACAAAAACUAAGAAGAAAACAAAACAAACUCCAUUAGUGAUAGCUAGUUUAGGGUCCUAUUUUUGUUCGUUGUUGUACGCUACGUCAAUCUCCCUGAAUUUUCCUUAGUAUUUGUGCGGAAUCAAAGCUAAAAAAAAUAACCUUCGUAUCUCUUUCUUAAA